Molecule: messenger RNA, 5689 nt
Organism: Phaedon cochleariae (mustard beetle)
Lineage: Eukaryota; Metazoa; Arthropoda; Insecta; Coleoptera; Chrysomelidae
Source: the annotation of a GenBank genome assembly
GUCUGACAGUCAUCUGAUCAACAAGGAAAGUGUAACAAAAUAAAAGAGUAAUAAAAUAAUAGUCUAAAGUAAUUCGAAUAAUUCGAAAAUUCACAACGUUUCCAUGCUAUUAUAAAUAUCUGGAAGAAGAAAUUUCAAUAGACGUCAAACAUGAUAAAAUUAUUUUCGUUGAAACAACAAAAGAAAGAUGGUGAACCAUCUCCAAGGCCUGGCAAUCAGAAAAAGGCAUCGGCUGCACAGUUGAGAAUAACAAAAGAUAUUAAUGAACUGAACCUGCCAAAAACCUGCACUACAGAAUUCCCAGACCCUGAUGAUCUCCUUACAUUCAAAUUAAUCAUUUGUCCUGAUGAGGGAUUCUACAGAACUGGCAGGUUCAUCUUCAGCUUCAAAGUGGGCCCAAACUACCCACAUGAACCACCAAAGGUGAAGUGCGAGACGCAAGUGUACCACCCCAACAUCGACCAACAGGGCAACGUGUGCCUGAACAUCCUGCGCGAAGACUGGAAACCCGUCCUCACCAUCAACAGCAUCGUCUACGGGCUGCAGUACCUCUUCCUCGAGCCCAAUCCAGAAGAUCCUCUCAAUAAAGAGGCUGCGGAGGUGCUGACGAACAACCGCAGGCUCUUCGAACAGAACGUCCAGAAGGCCAUCCGCGGAGGAUACGUGGGCGGUAUUUACUUUGACCGUUGUUUGAAGUGAUAGGGAAUGCGCGAAAAUGUUGAAAAUUGGACACGGAAUGACGUUGGAAUGAUGGGAGGGGGGGUGUCUGCGGUUGUUAUUUUUUAAGAUACUGUUGUAGUUGAAUCGUGAUAUGUCACCGCCGUUGGUUUUUCUGGAUAUUUAGUCACGUUCGCCAUUAACCUCUCAUUUUGACACUUUAUUUUUUCAAGUUUUGCAUUACUGAUAACUGAACUGUCAAAUGAAAGUCAUCUGAUAUGACAGCCAGCUUCAUUUACUGUCAUUGGUUUCAUGGAAGUUUGACAGGUUAUACUGAGACAACCUUACUUUUAUAAUUUGUUAGGUCAGAAAGUUGAGCAUUCUUACUAUUUUCGAAUAAACUUGAUAAUUGGGUUCCUUCUUCUGUCGAAUCUGUUGACAAUUCUUCAUCAACAAUAAUUAAAUAUGGAUCAGUGUUUAAAAAUUGCAGACUGUUUGAACAGAGCGUCUAGAAGGCCAUUCGCGGAGGAUACGUGGGCGGUAUUUACUUUGACCGUUGUUUGAAGUGAUAGGGAAUGCGCGAAAAUGUUGAAAAUUGGACACGGAAUGACGUUGGAAUGAAGGAGGGUUCUGCGGUUGUUAUUUUUCAAGAUACUGUUGUAGUUGAAUCGUGAUAUGUCACCGCCGUUGGUUUUUCUGGAUAUUUAGUCACGUUCGCCAUUAACCUCUCAUUUUGACACUUUAUUUUUUCAAGUUUUGCAUUACUGAUAACUGAACUGUCAAAUGAAAGUCAUCUGAUAUGACAGCCAGCUUCAUUUACUGUCAUUGGUUACAUGGAAGUUUGACAGGUUAUACUGAAACAACCUUGCUUUUAUAAUUUGUUAGGUCAGAAAGUUGAGCAUUCUUACUAUUUUCGAAUAAACUUGAUAAUUGGGUUCCUUCUUCUGUCGAAUCUGUUGACAAUUCUUCAUCAACAAUAAUCAAAUAUGGAUCAGUGUUUAAAAAUUGCACUGUUUGAACAGAGCGUCUAGAAGGCCAUUUGCGGAGGAUACCUGGGCGGUAUUUACUUUGACCGUUGUUUGAAGUGAUAGGGAAUGCGCGAAAAUGUUGAAAAUUGGACACGGAAUGACGUUGGAAUGAUGGGGGGGGGUCUGCGGUUGUUAUUUUUUAAGAUACUGUUGUAGUUGAAUCAUGAUAUGUCUCCGCCGUUGGUUUUUCUGGAUAUUCAGUCACGUUCGCCAUUAACCUCUCAGUUUGACACUUUCAAUUUUUUCAAGUUUUUCAUUACUGAUAACUGAACUGUCAAAUGAAAGUCAUCUAAUAUGACAACUAACUUCAUUUACUGUCAUUGGUUUCAUGGAAAUUUGACAGGUUAUAAUGAAACAACCUUACUUUUAUAGUUUAUGUCGGAAAGUUAUGCAUUCUUACUAUUUUCGAAUAAAUUUGAUAAUUUUGUUACUUCUUCAGUCGAAUCUGUCGUCAAAUAAAUAUAAAUUAUUGUUCAAUAACUGCAGGCUGUUUGAACGGAACGUCCAAAAGGCCAUUCGCGGAGGAUAAGUAGGCGAUAUUCACUUCGACCAUUGUUUGAAGUGAUAAAGAAUGCGCGAAAAUGAUGAAAAAUGGACACGAAAUUACGUUGGAGGGUGAACGAAUGAAGGGGAGUCUUUGGUUGUUAUUUUUUAAGAUAAUGUUGUAGUUGAAUCGUGAUAUGUCACCGCCGUUGGUUUUUCUGGAUAUUUAGUCACGUUCGCCAUUAACCUCUCAUUUUGACACUUUAUUUUUUUAAGUUUUGUAUUACUGAUAACUGAACUGUCAAAUGAAAGUCAUCUGAUAUGACAGCCAGCUUCAUUUACUGUCAUUGGUUUCAUGGAAAUUUGACAGGUUAUAAUGAAACAACCUUACUUUUAUAGUUUAUGUCGGAAAGUUAUGCAUUCUUACUAUUUUCGAAUAAAUUUGAUAAUUUUGUUACUUCUUCAGUCGAAUCUGUCGUCAAAUAAAUAUAAAUUAUUUUUCAAUAACUGCAGGCUGUUUGAACGGGACGUCCAUAAAGUCAUUCGCAGAGGAUAAGUAGGCGAUGGUCACUUCGACCAUUGUUUGAAGUGAUGAACGCGCGAAAAUAAUGAAAAAUGGACACGAAAUUACGUUGGAGGGUGAACGAAUGAAGGGAAGUCUUUGGUUGUUAUUUUUCAAGAUACUGUUGUAGUUGAAUCGUGAUAUGUCACCGCCGUUGGUUUUUCUGGAUAUUUAGUCACGUUCGUCAUUUUGACACCUAAUUUUUUUAAGUUUAGCAUUACUGAUAACUGAACAGUCAAAUAAAAGUCAUCUGAUAUGACAGCCAGCUUCAUUUACUGUCAUUGGUUUCAUGGAAGUUUGACAGGUUAUACUGAAACAACCUUACUUUUAUAGUUUAUGUCGGAAAGUUAUGCAUUCUUACUAUUUUCGAAUAAAUUUGAUAAUUUUGUUACUUCUUCAGUCGAAUCUGUCGUCAAAUAAAUAUAAAUUAUUGUUCAAUAACUGCAGGCUGUUUGAACGGAACGUCCAAAAGGCCAUUCGCGGAGGAUAAGUAGGCGAUAUUCACUUCGACCAUUGUUUGAAGUGAUAAAGAAUGCGCGAAAAUGAUGAAAAAUGGACACGAAAUUACGUUGGAGGGUGAACGAAUGAAGGGAAGUCUUUGGUUGUUAUUUUUUAAGAUAAUGUUGUAGUUGAUUCGUGAUAUGUCACCGCCGUUGGUUUUUCUGGAUAUUUAGUCACGUUCGCCAUUAACCUCUCAUUUUGACACUUUAUUUUUUUAAGUUUUGUAUUACUGAUAACUGAACUGUCAAAUGAAAUUCAUCUGAUAUGACAGCCAGCUUCAUUUACUGUCAUUGGUUUCAUGGAAGUUUGACAGGUUAUAUUGAAACAACCUUACUUUUAUAGUUUGUUUAGGUCAGAAAGUUAAGCAUACUUACUAUUUUCGAAUAAAUUUGAUAAUUGGGUUACUCCUUCAGUCGAAUCUGUUGGCGAUUCUUCAUCAACAAUAAUUAAAUAUGGAUUAGUUUUUAAAAAUUGCAGACUUUUGGAACAUAACGUCUAGAAGGCCAUUCGCGGAGGAUACGUGGACGGUAUUUACUUUGACCGUUGUUUGAAGUGAUAGGGAAUGCGCGAAAAUAAUGAAAAAUAGACAUGGAAUGACGUUGGAGGGUGAACGAAUGAAGGGAAGUCUUUGGUUGAUAUUUUUUAAGAUAAUGUUGUAGUUGAUUCGUGACAUGUCGCCGUUGGUUUUUCUGGAAAUCAAAACACGUUCACCAUUAAUCCCAUUUGGACACAUCAUUUUUCAUAACCCAACUGUCAAAUUAAGGUCAUCUGAUAUGACAACCAACCAUUUACUGCCAUUUUUUUCUCGAAAGAUUGAUUAGUUUUACUGGAACAACCUUAUACUUUUAUUGUUUGUCGGAAAGUGUGGCAUUCUUAGUGUUUUCAAAUAAAUUUGAGAAUUGUCUAAGUCAAAUCUGAUGAUAAUUCUUAUUGUUGACAAAUUAUAGAUCAUUGUCUAACAACUGCAGGUUGUUUGAACAGAACAUCCAAAAGGCCAUUUAAGAAGAAUACGUGUUCGUUAUUCACUUUGAACGUUGUUUCAAGCGAUAAAAAAAAGUACGUAAAAUGGCGUUGGACGAUAAACAAAUGAAGGGACAAUACUUCUUCUCUAUUUUUCAAGAUUUGCCCCACUGAUCACUGAACUGUCAAAUGAAAGUCAUUCAGUGUCAACCAACUAUUUGUAUUUACCUCCCAACAAUUGAUUAGGUGAAAUUUUGACGAAUAGCCAAUCUUGAAGAAAACUACCUCUUUUUUUAGAUGAAAUCUGAUAGUUUUGUAACUCUUCCAGUAAAAUCUCUUGAUAAUUUUUCCAGAAGACCAUCUGGGGAGAAUAAGUCUACGUGAGUUUGACCGUUGUUAUAAAAAAAUGAACUCGAAAUGACGAUUGAACCGUUAUUAUGUUUUGUUGUAGUUGAUUUGUGAUAAUAUGUUGUCGUCGGUUUUUCUGGAAAUCGAGUCACGUUCGCCAAAGGAAUAAUCCUAUCAACUCCAAAUGAGUAUUGAUAGUUUUGAGAUGUCACCUUAUGACCUUGAAAUAGGCCAAUGCGAGUUUUCUCUAGGUCAGCAUUAGAUGAAAGCAAGAUAGAAAAAGAGGUUAUCCGGUUUUAGUUUCAUAUGUUGGCAUCACUAAGUCGAAUAGCUGUCAGUAAAUGGGUGUUUUCAAGGUCUCAAAUAAUGUUGAGAUCAUUAAAUGUUUAUGCCCAAGAAGGUUCCAACCUUUGGCACAGUUAUCACACAACGGUUUUUUACCACUAUUAAGCCGAUUUAAUGCCUUGAGUGUAUCGCUGAAUAUGUCCAACUACAAGUUUUUAUCUUCUCCAGAAAAUGCUCAAUCAUUGUUCUGCAGAAACAACAAGUGUACACAAUGAUAUGGUCCAUUUUAUAGUUCUACUGAACGAUGUUCUAGGGAUUCCCUUUCGUGCGCUCGAAAAGAUGAAAAAAAAAACGUAGUUAAAAAAAAUCAAGAAACUUGAAGCAUUGGAGAUAGUUUGAGGUACGUUCAUCAUCAUUGCUUUUGGGCUUGUUUUAUAGUUCCCUUUGUUACAUUUCAACGCAUUGAGCGAUCCUUUUUUUGUGAAUUUGAUUAUGUCGUUGCUUGAUUCCCUGAAAACACGUGCUUAUUGACAGUUGCUUGACUUACAGUGAUGCCAACUUAGGAAACUCGAAUCGCUUGCUCAUGAUGAUGAUAAGUUUUGGCUAACUUGACUGAAUUUGCAGAAAACCAGCAUGAGAAAAAUAUCAUAUUUUAUUUACUUUAUUUAUAGAUCCUGAUGAUAGUGAGCAUUGUAACAAGAAAUUUAAACAAUGGAAGAACUACCUCUGAUUUUUUUGAGAAAAUGGGGCUGUUCUUUGUGGAUAUUUCUGGCGCCCAAAAAUUUUCCAUGCAAAUGAAAUACAAUAAUGUGUAUUGGAAUAAAUACAAACUGUUACAAAUCAUAAUUAUAAUUAGGAGUAAUGG